Molecule: messenger RNA, 606 nt
Organism: Apiotrichum porosum
Lineage: Eukaryota; Fungi; Basidiomycota; Tremellomycetes; Trichosporonales; Trichosporonaceae
Gene: RPL15
Product: 60S ribosomal protein L15
Exons: 4
Coding region: 1-606 (201 amino acids)
Biological process (GO): cytoplasmic translation
Cellular component (GO): ribosome; cytosolic large ribosomal subunit
Molecular function (GO): structural constituent of ribosome; RNA binding
Source: RefSeq, a predicted model, not a curated record
AUGGGUGCCUACAAGUAUUUGAGCGAGCUCUACACCAAGAAGCAGUCGGACGUCCUCCAGUUCGUCUCGCGCGUCCGCUGCUGGGAGUACCGCCAGCUCGCGGUCAUCCACCGCACCACCCGCCCCACUCGCCCCGACAAGGCUCGCCGCCUCGGAUACAAGGCCAAGCAGGGCUACGUGAUCUACCGCGUUCGCGUUCGCCGUGGUAACCGCAAGAGGCCUGUGCCCAAGGGUGCUACCUACGGUAAGCCCGUCCGCCAGGGUGUCAACCACCUCAAGUACCAGCGUGGCCUUAAGUCCACCGCUGAGGAGCGUGUUGGCCGCCGCUGCGGUAACCUCCGCGUCCUCAACUCGUACGCCCUUGACACCGAUGGAGUCUAUAAGUAUUACGAAGUGAUCCUUGUCGACCCCUCGCACAAGGCUAUCCGUCGCGACGCUCGCAUCAACUGGAUCUGCAACCCCGUCCACAAGCACCGCGAGUCGCGCGGCCUUACCGCCGAGGGCAAGAAGAACCGUGGUCUCGGCAAGGGCUCCAAGCACAACCACACCCCCGCUCGUGCCACCUGGCGCAAGCACAACACCCUCUCGCUCCGCCGCUACCGUUAA